Molecule: messenger RNA, 2283 nt
Organism: Dendroctonus ponderosae (mountain pine beetle)
Lineage: Eukaryota; Metazoa; Arthropoda; Insecta; Coleoptera; Curculionidae
Product: DDB1- and CUL4-associated factor 11
Exons: 11
Coding region: 235-1893 (552 amino acids)
Biological process (GO): proteasome-mediated ubiquitin-dependent protein catabolic process
Cellular component (GO): Cul4-RING E3 ubiquitin ligase complex
Molecular function (GO): protein binding
Source: RefSeq, a predicted model, not a curated record
AAAUAUUUUCUAUGUCAACGUCAAGUACUUGUAAGAAGAGUAUCGUGUGCAAACGAAAUCAAAACAUUGUACAGCUGUGUGGACAACAUCACUCAUACUAUACCAUUGAAUCUUUGAUAUUGUCGCUUUCCCAUCAGAAAAACUCUGCACAUUUCCGAUCGUUCCUUUGGAACAGUUUCGACUCGCCAGUUUGCGCUACCUUAAAGGGGCCCAGUGUUUGUCGGUUCCCAUUUUAUGGGUGCCCUAAAUUCACGACGACUGAUUAUGUUAGAUGAGGAGGAAGUGUCCUGGCUCGACCAAAGUGAGGAUACGUCCGAGUACUCCGAGUCCGACGAAUCUGAGAUUGAUAGGGAAAAUGAGCUUGUGCAUGAACUACGCACACGUUCGAGGAAUCGCGACUAUGAUGGCACCACACAUUUUGUAGCAAUGCUACACAAUCUAAUAAGCAGAGGAGGUCUAAUGAUAGAUAACAGCGACGACCACGACGAAGCUCCAAUGAACAGAAAACCACCGAAAAUCAAGUACAAAAUUGAUACAUCAGCUUUGGAUCAUAGCGAAUUUUCUCUGUUGACUCGCCGUGAUUGCGGCCUGUUGGGGCAUACUCCCAAAAGCACCACGGUAAACCAUGUAAUAUCGCUGUUGAGAAGCCGGGAAUAUGGGUUCCAAGAGCAGAGUAAAUUCUCCGCUGGCACAAAAAACAAAAUAACCAGCUGGUAUCUGCCCAACGAAAUGGUUUCGUCCAUUGAGCACUCCACAGGGAAGGUGUUUUGUGGGAUUUUUUCUGCUGAUGGCAACACGUUCCUCACGGCCUCUCAAGAUCGCUACAUUCGUAUCUACGAUUCGAGAGACUGUACAUAUAAGAUGUUGAAGUCCAUUAAAGCUCGUGAUGUGGGUUGGAGCUUGAUCGACGUCGCAUUCAGUCCAGAUGGGGAACAAUGUGUCUAUUCGACAUGGUCGACGAAUAUUCACAUGUGCCAGGUUUCCGGUGAUUCCGACCGGCAAGAACCCUUCACUUUGACCAGCGCGAACAGGAGAUUUUGCGUCUUUUCCGUUGUAUAUUCAUCGGAUGGAAAGGAGCUGGUCUGCGGCGCCAAUAAUGGGUGUUUAUACACCUACGAUAUACAGCGGACAACGUGCACAUCUAGAAUCGAAGCUCAUGAAUAUGACACUAACCGGGUGCUUUUCGCCGAUGAUACAUCGCAAAUUAUAUACAGUGGCGGCGACGACGGGUUGGUUAAAGUGUGGGAUCGGCGAACCCUUCGCGAAAGAAAUGUAAAGCCGGUCGGUGUUUUGGCCGGUCAUAUGGACGGAAUUACCUACAUUGACUCACGGGGCGAUGCCAGGCAUUUGAUCAGCAACAGCAAAGACCAGUCGAUCAAACUAUGGGACUUGCGGCUGUUCUCCAACAGGGACGCCGUAAGUGAAUCGCUGAAAGCGGUACGAAGCCAACGAUGGGACUACCGAUGGCAGGGGGUUCCCAAAGAACUCUACGAAGACAAUAAGCUGGACGGCGACACAUCCCUCAUGACUUAUCGGGGUCACGUUGUGUCCAAAACUUUAAUCAGAGCCAGAUUUUCGCCGGUUAGUAGCACUGGGCAGAGGUUCAUCUACACAGGCUGCAGUCUAGGCCGUUUCGUCGUUUACGACGCCUUGACUGGUAAAAUCGUCAGCCAGAGAAAGGGUCACAUGUCCUGUGUGAGAGACGUUGCGUGGCAUCCGACUAGAAACGAAAUUGUUACCUCAGCGUGGGACGGCAUCGUUGCCCAAUGGAGAUACAGCAACGUAGUCUCUCUCAACACCAAAAAAGAGGCGAAGACUCCUUUACGAAGAAGCGCACGACUAGCCGCCAUGAAAAGGAGGCAGAUGAGGGAAUCCACGUCCAGUGAAAACUAAUUUCGUUCAAAUAUUCCUCGUUAAUAUUAAUGCCCAAUUAGUUUUAUUUAAAAAAAAAACAUCAAUCUGCAAGCCACUUUUUUAUCAUCUAUGUGUACAUAUUGAGCAAAGACUGGUGUAGAUACACGAUGACAGGCAUUAAGUUUCAAAACCCCUUUUUUCAGCCGAUUCAUGGUGCAUUUGCCGUCGUCUGAGCCUCAAGUUUACUGAUCAAUGUGCAGUCAGGGUUUACAGUUCGAUAAAGGCGGGCCAAAUUGUGAGAUUAUUAUUAGAUGCAGGUUGUGAUAUUCAGUAACUGUAGUACCGAUUUUUAGAUGAGUUGUUCUAACCCAGUUACGAGUAAAAUAUUGGUUGCAAUUUUGAAGUUUGGCAAAUAAAACUUUAACGUUA